Messenger RNA from Ixodes scapularis (black-legged tick), 2388 nucleotides. Its product is annotated as guanylate-binding protein 1. Lineage: Eukaryota; Metazoa; Arthropoda; Arachnida; Ixodida; Ixodidae. The transcript has 21 exons. The record is from RefSeq and is a predicted model, not a curated record. Gene Ontology annotation, molecular function: GTP binding; GTPase activity. Bases 1 to 2247 code for a protein of 748 amino acids.
AUGCUGCUUCCGCGCUUCGAAGCAUGGCGACCGCGGCUGGUUCAAAAAUAUUUCAGAAUAUCCCUGUACCUACCUUAUUCAUACUUAUUUCCUGCUUGGUUUCCUUCGGAAAAGCAAAUUUCAGACAAUUUGCGGACGAGCCUUCUGCAACUAGUUAAACCAGACCUAAACCACAAAAGGCUCGUGUUGGUGAAGGAAAACAUAAAGGUCGUGUCUAAAAUUGAGGGGCCCGUGGCGACCAUAGCCGUCGUCGGGAAGUUCCACUCCGGCAAGUCUUUCCUCAAGAACCAACUGAUGGGGAAGACCAAGGGAUUCGGAAUAGGCCCCACGGUCCGACCUGAAACGAUGGGCAUCUGGAUGUGGGGACAGCCACUGAAGGUCAGGCUACCCUCAGGGCAGAAUUUAUCUCUAAUCUUCUUGGACACUGAAGGCUUUGCCGCAAACAAUGUCUCUGAAAACUAUGACGCCAAGAUUUUUGCUGUUGCAACCCUUAUCAGCUCGCACCUGAUCUACAACUCAGUCAAGAUAAUCGACCAAGCUGACAUUGACUACCUGGAGCUGUUGGCCAGACGCACACAGCUCUUUGCCUUGCGGUCGCAAUUGUCUCGUGCCAAAUGGAACGACGGUUUCGUCCAUGAUCUGCUCAGCUUUCCGCCACUGCUUUGGGUGGUGCAGGACUUUGUGCAGACAACUCUUGACAAUGAGACACCUACCCAGUGGUUGCACCGGCUCAUGGAAACUCUCAGCAGAGAGAGCGAAGACUACAAGAUCAGCCUUCUUGAUAUUUUUAAAUCGCUGGAGUGUCACACUCUCUUUUUGCCUGCCGUCAAGCGCCUUCUUCUGACUGAUUUAUCCGAGGCCAGGGAAGAAGACCUCACAGAAGAGUACAUUGAGGAGAGAGAUGCUCUUUCUAAAAAGCUCCUUGCAACCUUAGUGCCAAAGACAAAGAAUGGAAGACCAGUCACAGGAGCUGAGCUCGUCACACUUUUUGAGGUCCUUGUGGAGGCCUCUAAUGAUGGCUCUCUUGCUGAUGUACCAAGCCGUUGGACUUCCUUUGUCGAACGAAUAAUGGAUUCUUCUACCGAAGACUGCACUCACUUCUAUGAGUCUGAGAUGCAAGUCCUUUUUAAGAAAAACGACGACGGACCUGUCAAAGAAGGUGUCCUUGUGGAGUGGCAUGCUCAAGCAAAGAAGAAAUUAUUCACUCUUCUCACACAGUUGCUGCAUGGGUUGUCAGAUGCCCUCGAGUCAGCAAGCAUUCAGCUAGGAAAGAACCUGGAAAGCCUUCAUGCCAGGCAGCGAGACUUGAACUCCAAGAAGGUUCGGCUCUUCUGCUCCAACCAGGAACAGAAAUAUCUGCUCACUGCUGAAGGUCAUGCCAGGGGCAUUGGCCUCCCCAUCAACUCUGCCAUACUUGAGCGAGACCUCGGUGCCUUCGCAGACAGUCUAGUCACGGACUUUGCCAAGGAACUGGAUAGUGUUCUUGAGGAAGAGGACAAGAAGACAUACACCAGAUCACUCAAGCAAUCACUUGCACAUUUGAUUGAUGCCAGCCAACUCCAGAAUGAGCGUGCCUUGGAAGCUGUCUUUGAGAAAGCUGCGGCUGCUGCGUCUGAUACCAUGUUUGUGUCACAACUCUUGAAUUUAGGCCGUGCUAAAAAAGGGGCACAGCUUCAGUUUAGUCUUGGGAAGGUUUUCGAUUCGGAAUGCAAGAGGUUCUCAAGCGAAAAGAAGUAUGGUCUUCAUGAGGCACUGCUGAAGGAUGUUAUAAACCGUCGUAUGGAAGAUCUUAGAAAAGAGAAUGAUCAAUUCAUCUCAAAACUGAUGGCUGAUACUGCAGAAUUCAGACGCUCCCUGGACGCCUUCCAGACUUCGCCCGAGUACAAAAAGUCUUCACAAGAGCUGCUGGAAAAACUGAGGUCCGUGGAGAAGCAACGCAGAACCGAGAAUGUGGCCGCAUUCACACGUGUCGUCGGAGAGCCCCUGAGACGGGCCAAGCAGAUAAUCCUGCUCUCUGCCGACAAGUUCGGAACCGAGUUUACUCUACGUUCUUUUAUCAUGGACGCGUGCCUUCUUCAGCUCGGGGACGGAAAGCCAAAGUUCUGGCAGCAGGACUUCAAGAGGAAUAUUGUGAACAACUUCAUGAACUCUGACCCCGAAUUAAGGCAAAGGAUAGACAGCAUCAAGGGAUUUUGGUCGAGUGUGGUUGGCUUCUUUCUCUGGAUUCUUUGGCUGAUUGGAUUCUGAUACUUUGCGAAAUUUAAGUGCGACAUAUUUUAUUCCUUAACAUUUAUGGAAGUCCCGUAUCUUCAAUGAAGACUUGUCUUAUAGCAAGCUACUUUAGGGUUAUAGUAAAUGAUGAACAUGUUAUUGAUAGAUGGCGGAUUC